AUGACGGAUCGGGCCCGCCUGAUCUCGGCCUUUAUUACCCCAUUUGGACUCUUCGAGUGGAAUCGGAUGCCUUUUGGGCUGAAGAAUGCGCCGCAGAUCUACCAGCGGAUGAUCGACAAUGCCCUGUAUGGGUUCACUCGGAUCCCGAAAAUGGCCGGCGAUUUGGAGCGUCUGGAUGUAUUCGAGGCCGGAGAACCUGAAGGUCCGGGCAAACCAUCGGUGUUAGGACGCAGAUCCUAUAUCGACGACAUCUUACUAUGUGACCGAGUCGGUGAUCUUCUGGAGGCGUGCGACAAAUGGAACUUGUCGAUCAGCGUUGUCAAGAGUUUCUGGGGCAUGCCCAACGUGGAAUAUCUCGGUCACAAGGUAUCGCACGACGGACUGGAGGCGAAUCCGAAGGAUCUGUCGGCGCUGACGGAUCUCGAGUUUCCCGGAUCCCUGCGUGCCAUGCAAUCCUUUUUGGGCAGCCUCAACUAUUACAGUCGCUUCAUUGAAGAUUACGCGAUUUUCGCGUCUGUGCUGUACGAGUUGAGGGAGAUCGACUAUGCUGCGAUGGAGAAGGGCAUGAAUCUAGCUAGCACUAGCAUCAGAAUCCCCGGAUCCAGACAUAAUGACCAAGGAUCCGGC
Molecule: messenger RNA, 627 nt
Organism: Phytophthora megakarya
Lineage: Eukaryota; Oomycota; Peronosporomycetes; Peronosporales; Peronosporaceae
Source: the annotation of a GenBank genome assembly